Messenger RNA from Eimeria tenella, 738 nucleotides. RefSeq lists its product as uncharacterized. The annotation marks the transcript as partial. The record is from RefSeq and is a predicted model, not a curated record. The transcript is spliced from 4 exons. NCBI's taxonomy places the organism in Eukaryota, Apicomplexa, Conoidasida, Eucoccidiorida, Eimeriidae.
AUGAGUACCUUCAGAAGGGUUUGCUGCGGGGGUUUAGGGUUUGGGAGGCGAGGGUUUGCUGCUUGGAAGGGUUUGGGGGCCUUCGUUGAGGGGCAGCAGCAGCAGCAAGCGUGGGCUUUGCUGCUGCAGUGCGAGCAGCAGGUCAGCAGCAAAUGCAAAGCAGCAGCAGAAGCAGCAGCAGAAGCAGCAGCAGCAGCAGCAGCUGGCAAGGACCCAAACAAGGGCAUCGACUGGGCCUUCUGGGAACGCUCAAUUGCCCACAAAGACAUUGUCAACUGCCUGCGGUCGCACUACGAGCAGCAAGAGUCAGCCUACGGGCGCUUGCUGGGUUCUUCUGCUGCAGCAGCAGCGCAGCAGCAGCAGCAGCAGCAGCAAGCAGCAGCAAAAGAGCUGCUGGGAGAAGGGCUGCUGCAGCAAGCCCUCGAAAGCUGUGCUGCUGCUGUUGCUGCUUCGCAGCAAAUCAGCAGCAAAGGCGCAGCAGCACUUUGGCUCUCUUGCCGCAACCCGCCGCUCUCUGCGCUCAGCACGAACGACUGGCUGGACACGGACUGCUACUGGCAGGCAUUUCUGGAGAAGCACUUUUUCUAUUCGCAGUACCAGCCAGGCACUGAAGACCCAGAGAGCGCAGGCAGCAAGAGAAGCAGCAAAGAGCGAGUGGCACAAAAAGGUGGCGAAGUUCAACGAGCGUACAGACACCCCAAUGCUGUUCUCGUUUACAGACUCUCUUCCUUCUUGGGA